Larimichthys crocea (large yellow croaker) is the source of this 1515-nucleotide messenger RNA. RefSeq names its product CUB and zona pellucida-like domain-containing protein 1. The record is from RefSeq and is a predicted model, not a curated record. NCBI's taxonomy places the organism in Eukaryota, Metazoa, Chordata, Actinopteri, Sciaenidae. The transcript has 6 exons. The coding region runs from base 81 to 1151 and encodes 356 amino acids.
UCCGCCUCCCCUCACACCGUCACCUCACACUGACACGUAGAUCUCAAACACUUUGCCUGAAGUCUUCUCAGAGGACAAACAUGAUCUCCUUCACUGUGUCUGUCCUCCUGUGGACAGCACUGACGGUGACCUGCGAUAAACCCAGAGUGAUCUGCGAUGAGUCCAAGAUGACUGUAGAGGUUAAUAAAGAUUCCCUGAAGGGACUCCGUGAGAAUCACCUGCGGCUCAAUGACCCCACCUGCAGACUGGAAACUCACUCCAACAGCACUCAUGUCAUCGCUGUCGUCCCCCUCAGCGGCUGUGGCACUCUGGUCGAGGAAGAUGAAGACAACUUCAUUUUCAAGAAUGAAAUCACCACCAGGGUCGACAGAGGCACAGCCGUGAUCACCAGGAAACACAGGGCCGAAAUCCUGUUCUUCUGCCAGUACCCCAAACGGGGGGAGGUGUCCCUGGCCUUUUUAGCAAACAGGGACAACAUUGUGGUGGAGGAGAAGGGCUACGGCACGUUCACCUACGAGUUUGUGCUGUUCAAAGAGGAAUACAAGAAAGUGAUUGAUCCAAAUCUGUACCCUGUUGAUUAUGAAGUCACUGAGAGGAUUUACAUGCAGAUAGCAGCCACCUCUUCAGUCAACAACACCGUGCUGUUUGUGGAGUCCUGCAAAGCAACACCGAGUAGCAACAUCAACUCCAGGCCAGCUUACUCCAUCAUUGAAAACGGGUGUUCAAAGGACUCGACUCUUAAACACCACUCCCACAGCGACUUGAAAAAAUACAGGUUCAGCAUGGAGGCCUUCAAGUUCAUCGGCUCGUAUGACCAGGUGUACAUUAGCUGUUUAGUCAUGAUGUGCGAAAGAGGGAACCGCAAAACCAGGUGCGCUCUGGGAUGCAUCGAAAGCCAACGUGGACGUGUGAAGAGAGAGGCUGUCGCCCAGACCUCAAGGCACCGGAUUUACCAGGGUCCCAUCAGGUUGAAGAGAUCAGCAGGGAGCACCGGAGGCCCAGUCAUGAACCUGAACCUGGUUUUCAUCGCUGGAUGUCUGCUUGCAGCUGUCGGCGUGGUCAGUGCAGCGGCUGCGUACAAAGCCAAAUUAUCAAGAGUCAAAUACCAACCUCUGCCUGCAUUUGAAUAUCACACCAAGACAGCACUGUGAGCAGAAUCCUGUGCUGAUUACAUUUCAAUAUGCAAAGCUAUUUUGAUAUCAGUAUGUGUAUCUACUAUAACUGUGAGCUCAUUUAAAAGGAAUAUUCAUCGCAGCUCAAAGAGGAAAUACUUCAAAUCAGAGCCAAAGAGGAAAUCAGACGAAGGACGAUCAACUAGUACUGCAGCUUCUGGGCGAUUCAGUUCUCCUGUGUACUGUUAUGAGAUCACAUGUAGCUUUACAACUGCUUCUACUAUUAUAUAUCACAGUAUGUGUGUAGCAUGAUCAUGUCAUAAUCGCAUGAAAACCAUUAAGAUAAGUCAAACAAAUCAUAAUACAUUUGAUUAAUGGAUCAAUAAAAAAUGCUUUCUCUGCU